UUUAGGGAAAUUUUACAACUUAACCUCAAAGAAACUUAAUGCUGUUGACCUUUUAUUAUUUAUUUAAAAAUAUAAGAUCCUAGGGAAUAAUUAGCUUGUAAUUAAUUAUGGGAGAUGCAGAGCUGGAAGAAAUUCGUAGAAGAAGACUUGCCCAAUUGCAGUCACAAUUUAAGGGUGGUGAAGGAGAGUCAAAGCAAAAAGCUCAAGAAGAACAGUUACGAGCCCAAGAAGAAGUAAAAAAUUCAAUCCUGUCUCAAGUACUUGAUCAAUCAGCCAGAGCCAGAUUAAACACACUGAUGUUAGGAAAGCCAGAAAAAGGAAAACUUGUUGAGAACAUGAUACUGAGAAUGGCACAGAUGGGCCAGAUAGGCAGUAAAAUUGGGGAGAAAGAGCUUAUUGGCAUAUUAGAAAGUGUUAAUCAACAAAUACCCCAAAGCAAAACAUCAGUGAAGUUUGAUAGAAGAAGGGCAGCUUUAGACUCAGAUGAUGAAGACUUUUAGCAAUAUAAUUUUUACUAUUCAAACAAUAUAAUGUAAAUAUUGUGUUAACUGCUUUUUUACUAAGUUAAUUGUCAGUAUACUACAAAUUUUUCAAAUAAAGUGGCUUAUAAAUUAA
This is a messenger RNA of Agrilus planipennis (emerald ash borer), 615 nucleotides long. RefSeq names its product programmed cell death protein 5 (gene PDCD-5). NCBI's taxonomy places the organism in Eukaryota, Metazoa, Arthropoda, Insecta, Coleoptera, Buprestidae. Bases 108 to 500 code for a protein of 130 amino acids. Gene Ontology annotation, cellular component: nucleus; cytosol. Gene Ontology annotation, molecular function: DNA binding. The record is from RefSeq and is a predicted model, not a curated record. The transcript has 3 exons.